GUGCUUAUUGUCAGCACUCUCUUAGACGUCAGGGUACCCUGUAAGCGUAUACAUGCUGCAUACUAACAUAUUCAAUUUGGAGAAGAGUUGGCACGUAGAAAGGUCUUAAAUAAUACGCCUAAACCAAUCGAAUCGGCCUCAGCUCCGGCGUCUCUUUGGAAUUAAAUCUGCGUUUCACCUGGAUGCUCAAUAUUUAUGCGCUUUUCGUAUUUCACUUGCUUACGAGUCUUUACAUUUUUAUCACGAUAAAGACACUGCUUAAUAAAAACUACAUUACAGAGCCAGGAAAUUUGAUUGAUCAAAGCUAUGGAUUUGGAAAUACAUAGAUGUGAAUAGAUAUAAUUAACCUAAGGUAACGACAGAACAUUGCUCGCCUAUUGAAUUUUAAGUGAAAGGUAAACAGGUCGGUAAAGGAAUCACUGAUUGUGGGGUGUCGGGGUUUCAGAGGCUUUUGGAUCGAUAACACCGAUAUAUCUGGGCAACUAUCUUUAAUUGGAGAAGCCUUAGUAUUGGAAUUGGACAGACUUAAAAUAUAAGUGAGAUCGAGCGUGAAUUGCAACCAACAAUGGAUUACUAUUGAAUAGAGACACUAACCAACAACAACUACAUGUGAUUCAGUCGAGUUGGCAAAGGCAUUGAUAUAUACUGAUCUUGUAUGGGCCCAGUUCAGGUGGGGAAAUAGCAAGCUGCAUUUACAUAAGAGUUAUCUUCUUCAGUCUAUCAUGUAGCCUGUUAAAGUGACAUUUACAAGUGAAGGGACAGACGAUGGAUAUCCGGGGGUUCAUCAUGCACCACUGCAUUGCUGUAGUUAUAGUUGCAGUUUUGCAUAAAAUCAAAGCACAAGAUCUAUGCAACCAAACAUUUUCCUAUGGGUCUUCACUGGCGCAACCAAUGUUCGCAGAACCCUAUAUUAACCAUGCCUUCUACUGCUGGUUCAAGUUCGUUGCAAAACCAAACCAAUCUGUUGUCGUCACUAUUAAUGGGGCCAGCAUAGGAAAAUAUAAUCAUGAACAUAGGAGAUGCGAGCGUGGAUCGAUCAGAAUGAUCGAUGGUUCAUCCUCUGCUGACAGUGGUAAUAUUUUGCCAGACACAGUGAUUUGUGGUCAGUUUAGGCAUGGUCAAAUCAAACUGAAGAAGGUCACAUACAGCCAUACAGCAUUUGUAGAGUUUAGAUCAAACAAGCUUAGGAAACACAAUAGUUUUGACAUUUCUGUAGACUUUGAAGACAUUGAUCGUAUAGAUAUGACGCCAAGUCCUGAGUAUACUUUUGGCGAUUUAAAAUACCAAAAUGGUCUUGUAGAAAAUUCCGUUUGUGAUUGGGAAAUUCCUGUCGAGAGAUGUUAUGGCAAAUGUAGAAUAAUGUCUCCUGGUUAUCCGGGUAUUUAUCCACCAAAUACACGAUGCAAAUACAAGAUAACUAAUAAUGAAGAACAGCAGAGAGUAGAAUUACAAUUAGGAGGUCCAUAUAAAUUCUCAUUGUAUAAAAGUCAUGAACCAAACGACAGCUGCAGAGAAGAUUAUGUUAUGAUAUAUGACGGUGCUACUGAAUCUUCUCCAUUUCUUGGACGAUUAUGUGGCAUAGGAGACGCUGCACACGUGAUAUCAUCCGGGUCCCACUUGCUUUUAGUCUUCAACAGUGGUCCUGGAAGCCCACCGUGGAAUUACGUUGGCUUCGAUGGUAGAGUCAAUGAUCGAUGGGCAAGUUCACACGCUGGUGGUAUCAAGAUGGAAAACACAUCAUGCGAUUGGCAGUUUAAAUCAAGUGACAAUAACAAGGAGGGGGAUAUGCAUUUUCCGGACUACCAACUGCCCACAGAGUCAACUUGCUUAGCUACUUUCAUAUCACUGCCCAAAGAAAUAAUAGAAAUCACUGUCAAAGUGUCUCACCUCAGAGCUGAAUGUGAAGAAUUUGUCGAAAUAAAUGAUGGGACACGUGUUGUUGACAAAAUAUGUGAAGAUAGGCUUGCUGGAAGGCGUAAGCUUGACCUAACAUACAACACAACUAACGCCCAAUUUGCUGUUCGUUACACAAAUCAUGGAGGUCAACUGUCCAAUCCUAUACCAAUAUGGAUAGAAUACAAAUUCAUCUCAGGUGAAAAGAACGUUAGAUAUCAUGUAGCCGCUAGCAACAAUAAAGAAAAGACAACAGGCGUGACAAGUUCAUCAACAAUAAAUCACGCCUCAGCUCCAAUAGUUGCAGUUUUAUAUAUUUCCUUCGUGUAUAUACUUAUGAACCAAUUAAUCGCUACAUUCGUUUGAUUAAGUGCACCUUCUUGUAAGACAUUUGUGUCAGAGACAUACUUUUGUAUCUUUUCAUCAUAUUUCUAUGGACAUUUGUAUAUAAUCCAGUGCUACAUAUGUACAUUAAGUUCGGCUACUGUAAGGAAUAUUUGUUCCAUUAUUUCAAGUUUAAAGACUGUUGGUGAACAUGUAUGGGUCCCAUGUCGGGAGUAAAGUAUGUGUUAUUUGAAAAUACCGCGAUUUACCUGUGCAUCUUGUGCGAUCAGUUCAUUUAUUAGUUCCUAUGCGCAUGCAGUUUUGAUUUUUUCAAUUGUUUUUUAUUUUAUGUAGUUUAAUUCGUGUAGAUACAAAGAUACGAAAGCUAAAGUAUUUGUAAAUUGUAUAUAUUGCGACUCUUAUGUAUAAACUGUAUAAUAUAUUAUUAUGAUUUGCUUUGAAUAAAUAUUUGCU
Messenger RNA from Owenia fusiformis, 2691 nucleotides. Lineage: Eukaryota; Metazoa; Annelida; Polychaeta; Sabellida; Oweniidae. The record is from the annotation of a GenBank genome assembly.